This is a messenger RNA of Microthlaspi erraticum, 381 nucleotides long. Lineage: Eukaryota; Viridiplantae; Streptophyta; Magnoliopsida; Brassicales; Brassicaceae. The record is from the annotation of a GenBank genome assembly.
AUGGACGGAGUAGCUAGAGGUCGUUGCGCGAGAGGGCGCGGUGCUCGUGACCGUGGUGGCAGAGCUAGAGACCGUGGAGGCCGGGGUCGAGGUCGUGAACUUUCGGCGGAUUCGGGAGAGAGUGCAGCGCUGAGAGUGGUGACUGCGUCAGCGACCCAGUCUAUGGCGAGUGAGGCCAGUUUGGACGCUAGUGUUAGCGUGGGAGCUGGGGUGGCUCCGGGUGGGGGUGCUGCUCCUGCUCAUGGUCGUGAUGACCUGGUUGUGGGGUUGAUGACGCAGCUAUUGGCUCGAAUUCUUGUUCAGCCGCAGGCUGUGGGUUUGAUGGUGCCGUCCUAUUGGAUAUGUUGGGGCACAUGCAGAGGAUUGGUACCCGUACUUUGA